This is a messenger RNA of Varanus komodoensis (Komodo dragon), 1207 nucleotides long. RefSeq names its product gastrula zinc finger protein XlCGF17.1-like. Gene Ontology annotation, molecular function: RNA polymerase II cis-regulatory region sequence-specific DNA binding; DNA-binding transcription factor activity, RNA polymerase II-specific. The coding region runs from base 1 to 1020 and encodes 339 amino acids. Lineage: Eukaryota; Metazoa; Chordata; Lepidosauria; Squamata; Varanidae. The record is from RefSeq and is a predicted model, not a curated record. The transcript is spliced from 2 exons. Gene Ontology annotation, biological process: regulation of transcription by RNA polymerase II.
AUGGGAUAUUCUAAGACCUUCAGUGAUCCAAGUGGUGUUUCUCAAUGCGAAAGAAAGCACAAUGGGGAGGCAGCAAAGAAAAGCAAGGAACGUGGAAAGAGCUUCAGAGGGAGUGGAAAACUUAGAAGGCGUCCAAGAACUCACACUGGGGAGAAGCCACACACCUGCAUGAAAUGUGGAAAGAGUUUCAGUCAGAGUGGACAUCUCAUAAUACAUCAAAGAAUCCACACAGGGGAGAAGCCAUUCAAAUGCUUGGAAUGUGGAAAGGCCUUCUGUCAGAGUGGAGCGCUUACUCAACAUCACAGGACCCACACUGGAGAGAAGCCAUUCAAAUGCAUGGAAUGUGGAAAGAGCUUCUGUCAGAGUGGAGAGCUUACUCAACAUCACAGGACCCACACAGGGGAGAAGCCGUACAAAUGCAUGGAAUGUGGAAAGGCCUUCUGUCGGAGUGGAGAGCUUACUAAACAUCGCAGGACCCACACAGGGGAGAAGCCUUUCACAUGCAUGGAAUGUGGAAAGACCUUCUGUCGGAGUGGAGAGCUUACUCAACAUCACAGGACCCACACAGGGGAGAAGCCGUACAAAUGCAUGGAAUGUGGAAAGGCCUUCAGUCGGAGUGGACAUCUUAUAAGGCAUCAAAGAACCCACACUGGGGAGAAGCCAUACAAAUGCAUGGAAUGUGGAAAGACCUUCUGUCGGAGUGGAGAGCUUACUAAACAUCACAGGACCCACACAGGGGAGAAGCCGUACAAAUGCACGGAAUGUGGAAAGGCCUUCAGUCGGAGUGGGCAUCUUAUAAGGCAUCAAAGAACCCACACUGGAGAGAAGUCAUACAAAUGCAUGGAAUGUGGAAAGGUCUUCAGUGGGAGUGGGGAUCUCAGAAGGCAUCAAAAAACCCACAUUGGAGUCUUCCGGUUUACUACCCUCGAAGAGCAGCAGCAACUUCUGAUUUGGCAUAAAGAAAAAAGGGGAUGCCCUUUGAUGGAGGGAGGAAUUCUUCCUCCCCUCACAGAGUUUUAAGUGGCGACUGUUCUGGGGGAGAGGAACUGAGGCUCUUUUGGGAAGUUUGGGGUUGGACAGAAAGACCUUUGUUUUCUUACCUCCGCAAGGGCAAAGAAUCAGAAUAAAAAAUUACUGUGGAAUAACGUGAUAGAAGAUAAAGUUGAACUCUUGCCAAAGCAACCUUCAUUCUAAAAUAUCACCUCAC